This is a messenger RNA of Phalaenopsis equestris, 785 nucleotides long. RefSeq lists its product as uncharacterized. NCBI's taxonomy places the organism in Eukaryota, Viridiplantae, Streptophyta, Magnoliopsida, Asparagales, Orchidaceae. The transcript is spliced from 4 exons. Bases 62 to 442 code for a protein of 126 amino acids. The record is from RefSeq and is a predicted model, not a curated record.
ACUGCAUCAAGUUUCCUACUCCAGUUCGUCAUUUCAACAAUGCGGUGAAACUAUCCAGCAGAUGCCUCCUCAUUCUUCCCUGCCAGCACUGAAGAUCCUAAACCAUUCCCUUACAAGCUCUCAAAUCCCCUCAGGCCAUCUAUCUCAUGGAAAUUCCAUGUUCCAUCACGCCUCAACUUUCCUACUUGGUCAAGGAACAUUUGGUGCAAAAGAGCAAUGGAUGUCACAUCCUGGUGAUGCUGAUCAAGGUUAUUCUGAUGCUUGGAACCAAGGAGGGAGACCAUCAUCAUCUUUAAGUGUACCUUUUGUACAGGAUGGACACUGCAGAUUAACUACUACUGAUUUUUAUCAUCCCCAACAUUAUUCAGCGCCAUCUCGAGCUUCAUUACCAGGUGAUAGUUUUGCCAAUUUUACCCCCACAGAUUUUUGGAGGCCCACAUAAAUGUAUUUAUUCUUGAUCAAGGGGUCUGCUAUAGGAACAUCAAAGGAUUUCGAACUGAACCACAAAGAUCGCUUGCUCCUUUAUACUUUUUCAAGUUUGUGGGAGGUUCAGAGCUUUGUAUAUUUACAUUGUGGUUGAUUUUUUUUUGAUAUUCAAAGGUGCGCUGAUAGAUGAAGAGAGUUGACAUUUGAUCUUUUUAGGAAUUUGUAAAUUGUAGUUUUUGCUGAUCUUAUACAAAAGCUGAUUUCUCCGUCCCAAAUUUUAGGCAAUGUAUUUUAGAGAACGGAAGAUUUGCUAUAACAUUAUUGAUAUUUUUCUAUCAAUUAAAAUUCUGAUUUCUAUA